This is a messenger RNA of Vicia villosa (hairy vetch), 1389 nucleotides long. Its product is annotated as nudix hydrolase 25-like. NCBI's taxonomy places the organism in Eukaryota, Viridiplantae, Streptophyta, Magnoliopsida, Fabales, Fabaceae. The coding region runs from base 237 to 758 and encodes 173 amino acids. Gene Ontology annotation, biological process: ribose phosphate metabolic process; nucleoside phosphate metabolic process. The record is from RefSeq and is a predicted model, not a curated record. The transcript has 6 exons. Gene Ontology annotation, molecular function: bis(5'-adenosyl)-pentaphosphatase activity; guanosine-3',5'-bis(diphosphate) 3'-diphosphatase activity. Gene Ontology annotation, cellular component: chloroplast.
CGUAAAGGUCACAAAACUCCACUCUCCCGUGUCUCUCUAUCUCAACAAUACUACGUCAUAUUCUUUUCUUAUUAUUCUCAAACACCAAUUCCUCAACGCACUUUCACAUUACAAUAAUCAUCAUCAUCAUACAACAUCCAUCCACUUGUGUUUCUGUUCUUUCUUCCCAAUAAUCAUUCAUUUUCUUCAUCUUCAUCACCACUCAAAGUUCUUUCUCUCUAAGAUUCUAACCACAAAUGGAGGAUCUUCCACAAGGUUACCGUCCUAACGUUGGUGUCUGUCUCAUCAACUCUGAUGAUCAGAUAUUUGUGGCUUCUAGAUUGAAUGUUCCAGGAGCAUGGCAAAUGCCUCAGGGUGGCAUUGAAGACGGUGAAGAACCCAAAUCUGCUGCGAUUAGAGAACUUCGAGAAGAAACUGGAAUAGUAUCUGCCGAGAUAAUCGCCGAGGUUGAUAAAUGGUUGACAUAUGACUUCCCUCCUGCUGUGAAGGCUAAGGUCAAUCGUCUCUGGGGAGGCGAAUGGCACGGACAGGCACAGAAAUGGUUCCUCAUGAAAUUUACAAAAGAUGAAGGCGAAAUCAACUUAGCUACCGGUGAAGCAGACCCGGAAUUCGCAGAGUGGAAAUGGGCAAACCCUGAAGAUGUUAUUGAGCAGGCUGUGGACUAUAAGAGACCAACCUAUGAAGAAGUUGUAAAAACCUUCAAGCCUUACUUUCAAGGAAAUGCAAAAUCAGCGAAAUGUAAAUCGACAAAGUGGUGAAUUUCAUGAGUGUGAAUUCUAGUUUAAUCCAUUUUCUUAUCUAAUUUUACUUGGAUUUGGAUUUGCUCCAAUAACAAAUUUCACGCAGUUAACACAUCGAUGGCCCGUCUGAUCUCGAUCCAACUGUCAUUGAUGUGCUGACUACAUGAAAGCACGUGAAUUUAUAACCGCUGCAAAUUCAAAUUCAUUUCACUUAUGAGGUUGGAUAUAACACUCAGCUAUUUGUAAAUCGAUAGUAGUUAGAACUUGCCUUGUAACAAUAAGAUGUGUGCAAAUGCCAUUUUUAUUUUCUAAACAUGGAUGUGAUGUGAGGAUAAUUGUGAAUGUGCAUAGAUUUGUUUAGUAAAGUUGAAAGAACCAUGCUGCAUAAUAGUGAAUGACUUGGUGCCUAAGUAGAAAGGAACAAUUUUGUUGAUGACUUUGUGUCUAAGUUAAAGGAACAAUUUUGUUGAUGACUUUGUGUCCCAAGUAAAAGGAGCAAUUUUACAAGAAAGAUUGAGUGUGUCCAAAAGCCUCUUAAUAGAAUCUUUGAAAAGACAUUAUGUUUGAGAAAUUUCAACCCUUUGUCAUAUGCUGCUUUUAUGAUGUUGAAAAUAUGAAACUUAAUAUUACUUUAGAAUAAGUUUCUUCA